CGACACGUUCAAAAUAACGUAUAAGCUAAGAUACCACGAUAUAUAUGCGUAUAUAUAUAUCGCGCGUGGUGUUUUUACUUAACUAGGUGUAGACCCGAAGUCCUAUGAAUAAUUUAAAAUAAAAAACCACCGCUGGGUUAGACUAUUUAUUGCUUAGCAGCGUUUCCGCAUGAAAUGAUAAAAAAAUAUAACCUGGAGAUAAUAGAGUCUAAAAAAAUAAAAGUGGGCCAUUGAAGAGGGUACUUAAAUUAGUAUUGAUAUCGCUGGACUAUAAAUGGCUGAUUGAGGUACCCUGACCGAGCAGUAUAAUUCAAUCAGUUGUUGUUAGUAAUGCCUAUUAGUUACACUAUUAAAUAGUUAAUUAUUUUUUCUCAACGGAUUAAUUGCUAAAUAAAUUUUAUCGGUUUGCUUAAAUCUUACGUCUCAAAGUCUUGAUCCAGAGAAAUAAUGAAAAUAUUUAUCGCUGCGAGUUCAUUCGUUUGUGGUUUGUUGCUACCAUGGAAUCUGAUUUAUGCUCAAAGUACUGAGAGUACGUUGCGCGAAAAGUACGAUGGGUAUGGAGAAGAUUGGAUUUUCAUGCCGGAUGGCAACGAUCAGCCCCAGGUCGCUGUUCUGAAGGGACACGAUCCAGAGCCUGUCAAUCGGGGAUUCCUAGACGAGGCGGUGACGUUUCUGUUGUUUACCAAGUAUGGUCCUUCAAAUGGCUCCGUAUUGUACACUGAUAACGCUGAUUCAAUUAAAAACUCUGGUUACUCACCACAACGUCCAACCAAAUUUAUUACACACGGGUGGAAGUCAAGGGCACUUAGUGAUGGGCUCGUUAAGUUGAAGAAUGCUUACUUAAAAAAAUACGACUACAAUAUAAUUCUCGUCGACUGGGAACCGCUGGCAUCGAGUACGUUCUAUUUAGGACCCAUGAAGAAUACGGCCCAAGUCGGAGCCCGCUGUGGAGAACUUAUUGACUACUUGUCCCAAGUAUUUGGAGCUGAUUUAGAUGACAUACAUUUUCUCGGACAUUCGCUUGGAGCGCAUGUUGCUGGUAAUGCGGCUUCUUCAGUAAAAACUGGAAAAAUAGCUCGAGUAACUGGACUAGACCCAGCAUUGCCAGGUUUCCAUGCAAUAAUGCCAGCAAGUGGACGUUUAGAUGCUACGGAUGCCAAGUUCGUGGAUGUCAUUCAUUCUUGCGGAGGCAUUUUGGGAUUCCUACAGCCACUUGGGACCGUUGAUUUUUAUCCUAAUGGAGGUAUUGCUGUUCAACCGGGAUGCUGCUGUAUGCCGGAAAUUACAGAGGCAUGUAGUCAUGGCAGAGCUUACGUGUACUAUACAGAAAGUAUUAUUUCUGAAGAUGGUUUGUUAGCAGCACAAUGCAGCGACUGGGAGGCAUAUCAAAAGGGUGACUGCAGUGAUUCUCCAAUAGCAUUUAUGGGAGAAAAUGUUGAUCAGUCAGCAAAAGGAACUUAUUUUUUGAGAACACGUUCACACCCACCUUUUGCUAUUUCGCAAAAUUCUAAUAAUGUUUGAUUCUAUUUUAUCUAAUCUAAUCUAAUAUAAAUAUUUAUUUUUAAUUGUAAGAAAUA
Microplitis mediator is the source of this 1577-nucleotide messenger RNA. Its product is annotated as pancreatic lipase-related protein 2-like. The record is from RefSeq and is a predicted model, not a curated record. The transcript is spliced from 5 exons. Lineage: Eukaryota; Metazoa; Arthropoda; Insecta; Hymenoptera; Braconidae. Gene Ontology annotation, biological process: lipid metabolic process. Gene Ontology annotation, molecular function: lipase activity. Bases 448 to 1521 code for a protein of 357 amino acids.